This is a messenger RNA of Toxotes jaculatrix (banded archerfish), 3105 nucleotides long. RefSeq names its product solute carrier family 39 member 4 (gene slc39a4). Gene Ontology annotation, molecular function: zinc ion transmembrane transporter activity. The record is from RefSeq and is a predicted model, not a curated record. Bases 1 to 2148 code for a protein of 715 amino acids. Gene Ontology annotation, cellular component: membrane. The transcript is spliced from 12 exons. Gene Ontology annotation, biological process: intracellular zinc ion homeostasis; zinc ion import across plasma membrane. Lineage: Eukaryota; Metazoa; Chordata; Actinopteri; Toxotidae.
AUGGUUUCCUCUGCGCUGUUCCUUCUCUAUCUAUUUGCCGGUUGGGGUUCGUUCGGUUCUGAUUCGGCCUCUCCCGCUGUGGAGGAAGCCUACAAGGAUGUGGUCAGCGUCGUGUCUCCGGGACAGCAGUUUCUGACCGGGGAAUCCCUUCGCUCCCUCUUUAAUACACUGGAGAAACGUGUGCAAUGCGGCGAAGUGUCGUGUGAAAAGUGUGAUCUAACAGGUGCUGUUGACCAGCUGAUCGGCAAUCACUCCAUCCACAGAGAGAAUGAUACAGCAGAAAACGUAACCAUCAGUGUAUCUCAGUUCUCUGACCUUGCUGCCGGCAGCGUCCUGUACCUAACUUCUCCCAGCCUGGUCUGCAGCGCAGUAAGGCAGGGGAGGUGGGGAGAGGAGACCGAACACUUCCUACACAAAGUCACACAUGGGGACCACCAUGAUCACCGGCAUGAAAACCGCGGGGAACACCAUGAACAUGAUGACAUAGACAUUCAUGGAUUAGAAAUUGUACUUCAAGAGCUGCACCACCACUAUGAGCCAUCACACAAUGAGAGUUGCGCAACAGCCGAUGGCAUCAUGACAGAGGUCAACGCGUCAUCACCACACCAGAGACUGGAAGUGGGUGCAGUCUUGGGCCGCGUCCUGUAUCACGCUCUGCAAGGUCGCUGCUUCACCAGCCACUCCCUGCCUGAGGAGAGCUUCUUCCUGGACUACAUCAUGGACCGUCUGGGGUCAGAGAACUUUACUGUCAAGGAUUUGGGUACUCUCAUGAAGAGUCUGAGCUUAGGGCCUGACCACGAGCAUGACCACGAACAUGACCACGAGCAUGACCACGAGCAUGACCACGAGCAUGGGCACCCCCACCAGGAGGAUGAACAAGCUGCUCAUAAUGAGGGUGGUGCAAGACGGAGGAAGAGGAGCAGCCACAAACGUCAUGAGGGGCAUGAAGGAAACACCACCUGGGAUCAGAGCUGUUUCUCAGCUGAGGAGCUGGUCCUGAUCUAUGGUCUGGGAGACAACAGCCCUAACUCCUCUGGUCUGGGACGGUCUGACAUGGCUCGGCUCAGCCCCGCACUCGUCCAGCAGAUCCUGAGCGGAGCCUGUACACAGACCACAGAACAAGUGAAACAAGACGGGCUCACCCUGACUGAGAGAUACCUCUAUGCAACCAUCGCCAAUGCUGUGAUAACACUGAUGUCCAUGUUUGGCAUCGUGGUGCUGUUGUGUACCUCCUGUACCAAUGUGUUCCAGUUGUGUAUCCAGUUUUGCAUCAGUCUGGCUGUAGGUUCACUGACUGGAGAUGCCUUACUGCACCUGCUGCCCAUGUUUCUCGGUUUACAUGUGCAUUCAGACGGAGGCAGCAGCGUAGAUCACUCACAUCACAAUCACAACGAAGGAGUUCCGGACUACAUUUACAAGAUGUUGGUUGUGAUGGCCGGGAUUUACUACUUUUACCUGAUGGAAACCAUCUUCUCUCUGAUCACAAAUAAAAAUAAACACCACCAUCACCAACAUCAUCAUGCGGAAGAAUCAGAGCCUCACCACUGUGACCACGGGGGCGUUUUAGAGAUGUAUCACCAGGAAAGGAAACAAAAAGACAAGUCGGCAUCAAAGACAGACCUGGUCGGCUAUGAAGACGACAAGAAAUCACUUCCAGAGCAAAACGAGCGAACCAGAGAACAGCGUCUGCUGCCUUACAUGAUAACUAUCGGUGACGGGAUCCACAACUUUGCAGACGGCUUAGCGAUAGGUGCAGCUUUCUCCCUGUCAUGGAAAUCUGGUUUGGCUACAUCACUGGCUGUACUCUGCCAUGAACUACCACAUGAACUGGGUGACUUCGCCAUUUUGCUGCACAGUGGCAUGUCUGUCCGCAAAGCGUUGAUUUUAAACGUCGGCAGUGCCAUGACCUCGUUCAUCGGACUGUAUAUCGCUCUGUCUGUUGCCACUGACCUCGCAACCAAACAGUGGAUAGCUGCCAUCACUACAGGACUCUUUCUGUAUGUGGGACUGGCUGACAUGCUCCCCACCAUGGUCCAUAUCAGCAGCAAGAGACCCUGGCUGAUGUUUCUGCUGCAGAACGUCGGCCUUCUAACUGGGUGGGGGAUUCUGCUGUUGUUGUCACUUUAUGAAGAGAGGAUCAGCUUUUAAAGUAGAGACUCUGUCAAGACACAUACGCCAACACGUUGGUCUGCUCAGCCAGUGUCCCUUGUAUCUGGUAUAAUCUAUGCAGACUGUAAAACUGAUGAAUAAACAACUUGUACAGUAACAAUUGUGCACGUUAAACAUAAGCAACAAAGAUGAGACCCCUGAGACAGACCGAAAAAGCUGAAGUAGACAGACCACUUCCUGACACUCCUGGUUCCCACCUACAAAAGUGUAAAGAACCUGUCAGAUAAGGAACAAAUCCAGUCAUAGAAGUUGUUGAAAUGUGAUUCAAAUUAAAUCCCUUCAAUCCCAAAACCUCCUGACAACAGAUAUAGGUUAACUUAUCAUGCUUUUAGUGCUGUUCUCCAACAGGAAAAUUACACAGUGACCUUCCUGUCCCAUACAUUUUAAUAAAUACAGUAGGUUGCUGUAUUAUUAGGUACAACAAUAGUGGUGGGAAAAAUAUUAGAACAAAAAAUAACACUCCCCUGACAGUCUCAACAAGAACUGAAUAUGAUAAACUUUAUAAAAGGUAAGAUUUAUUACAAGACUUCUGUCUCGAUGUACAGUACAUAUCAGUGUUUUUGAAAUUAAAGCAACAUAUCAAUAAUUUUCUGGUAAAAAUUAAAAAAAGAGAAAAAGAAAAAAGUUGACUAACUUUUUUUAACAUUAUAUAACUGAUUUGGUUGUUCCUCACUUUAUGACGCAUUUUCUGGACACGCACAUGCACGCACAUCAUCUUCACUCAGUUGACUUUUUACAGACAAAGUUAAACAGUAGUAAAAGUGUCAGUUCUGAUUGUUCUUUUUUUUUGGUUUUGUUCUUUUUGCAGCACUGAUAAAUGACAGAAAUUACACUGUGUUGGUUCCCUUUGAAUUCCUCAGUGAUACUUGUAUCAUACAGCUUUGAUAAUGAUGAAAGUAAAUGUAUAAAAACUUGUUAAUAUGUUGGUACAUACUG